Messenger RNA from Anoplopoma fimbria (sablefish), 875 nucleotides. RefSeq lists its product as uncharacterized. The transcript is spliced from 10 exons. The record is from RefSeq and is a predicted model, not a curated record. NCBI's taxonomy places the organism in Eukaryota, Metazoa, Chordata, Actinopteri, Perciformes, Anoplopomatidae. Bases 1 to 828 code for a protein of 275 amino acids.
AUGUCUGUGGAUGGGACUAAGUUAUUGUUUGAAGGCUUCCUGCAGAAAAGAAAAGAUACCAUGAAAUUGAGAUGGAUGACGUAUUGGUUCAGGCUUCAAAACGCAACCUUGUUCUUCUAUACACAGAAGAAUGGCAGCGCUUCACACUUGAAAGGCUAUUACUACAUCUUCACAGUUCAGUCGGUGCGAGAGGUCCAGAGAGUCGACAGCAAGCGCUUUGUGUUUGAGAUCAUCAUGAAAAAUGGAAAGAGGAAAGUGUUGGCAGCAGACACUGCAGUUCUCAGAAAGGAGUGGGUGGGGCAUCUAUGGCAAGCUAUGCAUCUUUCUACCUCUGUGGUUUCGGACUCCAGAAGCACCCACGUGGACGUGUGUGAGCAGCGAGAGAGGGUGAACAGCAGCGCACCCAUCUUCUCACACAGUGUGAUGGAGUCGCUGCCUGCUCGGCCCCUCUCUGCCCCCUCACACAUCCAGCAUGAGAUCAGGAGCAUCGCCCCCUCUGAGGAGCCAGACCGUGAGGAGACCCUGUACCAAAACACACUUCCAGACUGUAGCUACCAGCAUCACAAUGGUUCACAGUGGACGAGUGGGUGGAGCAAUGCAGUGGAAGGAGACUAUGACAUUCUACCACUUAGAAACAAGGUCUGUGAGGUCAACGCUUCAACAGACAUGGACGAGGACGUGUACGACUUUCCUGUCUCUUACAGGAGGGCUGCUGAACAGCCAAACCCCACAGAGAGCAUCUAUGACGUCCCGAGCGCUCUUCUGAGGAGGAUGCCUGAUCGCCCUUCAGAGGACCAACCGGAGGACGGGGACUACUGGAGGAUAUGAGAUCCAGUUUGAGGACAUAAGUUAUAGACUGGAUUGUAGCAGCAGCA